Molecule: messenger RNA, 933 nt
Organism: Ilex paraguariensis (yerba mate)
Lineage: Eukaryota; Viridiplantae; Streptophyta; Magnoliopsida; Aquifoliales; Aquifoliaceae
Source: the annotation of a GenBank genome assembly
AUGGAGAAUUCUCAAGAGAAAGCGAAUGGAAAUGGACUGGCUGAGAAUGGCCACAUCAAGAGGCACUCCCCUCAUCAGCCAAAUAUGAAGGUAUCUUUACCUUGGCUUGAUUUAAGAGUUUUUUAUGUCAGAGUUAGCAAAUGUGAGAUUGAUGAUUCUACUCCUGAGCACCUAACAAUGGAGUAUAUUCCACUUAACCGCGAUACUCUUCUUGAAGUAAAUGGUGUAAGAACUAGCAUUUAUUCCGAUGGUGUGUCAACCCUUCUUAGAAGAGACCGAUUGGAUAAGAAAUCCGAGGAAGUUACAUUUGUGAGUACUGAUGGUAUAAGGAUGACAGGGACUGUGAAGUUUGAGGUUUUUUAUAGGGAUGUUUGCAUGCUAUCUGGGGCAUUAGAAUUGUGUACUAGUAAUAGCUUCACUGGGGAAUUGGAAAAUCAUGGGCAGACGUGGGGCAUGAAUUGCGAGUCAGAUGUAAUUGCCUGUAGUGGCUUCUUUAAGUCAAAACAACAUAUGGGCCUGGAAUCAAGUUCCCCAGCAAUUGAAGUUUAUGUGGCUGGUUGUUUCAUGGGUAAUCCUAUUAUUUUGACCAAGACGUUGAAGCUUAGUUUUAGAAGGAAGCAAACGAGGAAUGGAAUGUUGAAAGCAAUACCAGAAUGUGAGGCAACUGAAGGCCAGAAAAAUGUUCCAUCUGAGCUUGAUUUACAGGUAGCAGACUAUGCGACUUACAAGCCAGAAAACGAAGAAUAUAACCCUCUUUAUUCAGGGAUAGAAUAUUUAGAAAGUGAAGAUGGAGAGCUAUCGUGGUUCAAUGCUGGCGUGAGGGUGGGUGUUGGAAUUGGCCUCAGCAUGUGUCUCGGAGUUGGGAUAGGUGUGGGAUUACUGGUUCGAACCUACCAAGGAACCACCAGAAACUUCAGAAGACAGCUACUAUGA